GUGAUGGUUUUUGCCGUAUUGCUUGUUUUCAAUGUAUUUACGCAAGGAAAGGUUGAGAAAAGCGAACCAUUUCUAUCCGCUCGAUUUUUGGAUAACUUCAUGCUUGACGGAGGAGAACAUGUCACCUGCCAACCAGCUCUGCUCAAGGUUGAUGACAACUUUUUCAUGGUGAUCCCCCCCAACGAAAACGAAGCUACCAAGAUCUCAGUGGACCAUCUUCAAAUUGCUACCCGCUCGAAUAUGUCAUUCAAAUGGACCCUGGUGGAGGUUGGAGACCAACCCAAUGUAGGAUCAAGGAAGGUCACUACAGGUUUCUUCUAUAGAGGAGAAACAACAAACGGCACAGCCAACAUUGUCAAGUCAACUUACCAAUUCCAAGAUGCAAACAAUCAGUACAUUUUUUGCGGGACUUGUUUCAUUGGUAAUAGUACACUGAAGGCAAAGUUUUGUAAUUCUCUAAAUGGAGUUUCCGAUGAUUUAUUCCGCAGAUCAACCAGCCAUUUUUGGUGGAGCGCCGAAGGUCUUUAUCGUGGAUUUGACACUUUUCAUCCACAGCUUCCGAUACCACUCUAUACCCUGCCACUAUCAGCUUUCCCCCCAAAUUAUAGUGAACUGCAGGAAGAUUACUACAGAAACUAUAAACCGAUAAUCAGUCCACGUGACAUUACUGAAGUAGGGACUUGGCUGGGAGGAGUCAGUUUGAUGCCAGCAACUCAGUUGAGCAAUUAUGAUGUAGGGUUUCCUCCGCAACCGCUUCCUCCGCCUCAAGGAAAGAUCUUCAUCGACAAUUCAACACAACCAAGCAAUUUCUUUGAUGUAUUUUUCUUGAAAAAACACGCUUCCGAGGGGCGGGGGCGUGGGCGUGCGGGGAGGGGAGGGGAGUGCGAUUAUCAUUGCACCCAUGAAAAAGUUAUCAUCAACCUUGAGCAGAGCUGGUUGACAGGUGGCAUGUUUGCCCCCCUCAAGGAUUGA
Messenger RNA from Puccinia graminis f. sp. tritici CRL 75-36-700-3, 972 nucleotides. RefSeq lists its product as uncharacterized. Lineage: Eukaryota; Fungi; Basidiomycota; Pucciniomycetes; Pucciniales; Pucciniaceae. The transcript has 7 exons. The coding region runs from base 4 to 972 and encodes 322 amino acids. The record is from RefSeq and is a predicted model, not a curated record.